AUGUUCCGUGAUGCUUAUCAGGGUUUUGUUCCCGUGCUCUCGGGCCAUCAUAGCGUCUUUCCCCAUGACCACUCACAAAUUCUCAAUCAGAACACCAUAUUCAAUACUUGGAAUGGUUCUUUCCAAUAUCCUUAUAAUUGCUCUCCGGUGGUUCAUCAUCCACUCGAGCAAAUUCAGCGAGUACCAGAGGCAAAGGGUUCUAGGGCCUUAAACAUAGUUGAUCCUGUCACAAAGAAGAAUAUAGAUCUUCCGUCGCUUGCUAAUUCAUCUAGUAAUGCCACACGGCAGACAAAAUCUCUAAUUAAAUUUGAUCUGCUCGGAAAAAAAGCUCCUCCAUCAAACUCAGCCGACGACAAAAAGCAGAUAGUGACUGACGGAUUAACUCCAAGCAUUCCUGAAAAUACUUCUUCGCUGGUUACUUCAUCUGACUCGUACGCCUCUUUUCCUGCCGCAAUAGAUCAAACACCUGCUUCCUCUCAGUCACCUGUGGCCGAUUCCACUAUCUCGAUCUCGAUUCCCCUACACUCUGUUGAUUUUCGGUCCGCACCUGAACAAAGUGUCGAGCAGGGGCUGCCGCAUUCAUACCAGACAAUCACAGAAUCUGCUGGCAAAAACGUGGAUGUAUCCCCAGCCCCCGAGCCCCCCCCUGGGUUACUAGAGCCUCCAUCCUACUCACAAUCGAAUGACAUCCUCCCGGAGAUUAAGCCAGAUGAUAUCUCUUGCGAGAUAAUUUGCAAUGAAUUGAUUAGUGAAAAAAUAGUCACACCUGAGCUAAGUACCUCAUCAUUUACCAGCGAAGCAUUUAAACAUAAUGGAACGAACGAUAAGGAGGCCGAUGAUAGACAUCAUCUUGUCAAAGAUCCUAUUUGUGAGCCACCUAGGACUCAAGAUCCUCGACCACGCCAGAGGUCAUCCAAGCCUCCCAACUUGGAGUCUAAAUCCAUAAAGCCCUUGGAUGGGAUCCAUGCCGUCACAGCCAAAGAUACAUUUCCACAUUUUCAACUUAUUGAAGAAACAUCUGAAUCCGGUUCCGAGUGCGAUAUGCGUGGUAAAAGACCACACGGAAAGAAUCUUAUUCGUGAGUCAGCUAGACACACUGAUAACAGUGUGCGUAAUAAAUCUUCAAGGCCAGUUCGUUUGAAAUCUUCAUUUAGUCUGGACCCAAGUCAAGACAGUGAAGCAAAUUCUUCUGUGGCUUCCGUUAAAGUUGACGCGACGGCCUGUACUACGCGUGAUUCCCUGAAAUCCUCCGAUCGGCCACAGCCUAAUUUAGCUAAGACUUUUCAACCUCAAACUCAUAGUGAGGAUGACUCUGUGGAAAUUAAGAAACCACAUCUCAAGGAUUCCGAUCAAGAAGUUGUUCAAAGUGUUUCCGACCUUGAUCAAGAACCAAAAUUGGAACCUAUUCGUGGCAGAAAGAUGUAUAGCAGA
Molecule: messenger RNA, 1431 nt
Organism: Protopolystoma xenopodis
Lineage: Eukaryota; Metazoa; Platyhelminthes; Monogenea; Polystomatidea; Polystomatidae
Source: the annotation of a GenBank genome assembly